Molecule: messenger RNA, 1195 nt
Organism: Cottoperca gobio
Lineage: Eukaryota; Metazoa; Chordata; Actinopteri; Perciformes; Bovichtidae
Gene: parlb
Product: presenilin associated, rhomboid-like b
Exons: 10
Coding region: 68-1195 (375 amino acids)
Cellular component (GO): membrane
Molecular function (GO): serine-type endopeptidase activity
Source: RefSeq, a predicted model, not a curated record
AGCUCCGUGUUGACCCGAUAAUGAACCAUCUUCCGGGGUCGGUGGGCCGGGGUCACCGGGCUCCACCAUGGCAUGGAGGAGCUGCGCGGUUCUGCUCAGACUGACCGGAGAAGAUGUUUUACGGAGCUCCGCGAGGGGAGGCAGGUGGCCUCACACCUUCCAGCAGAAAUGUGGCUUCAGGAAAAUUGCCAAGAAACCAGAAUCUAAGAAGGUGGAGGAGGAGCCGGGCCACACAGAGUCCUCUGAGGCUGCGCUCCACCGCCGGCCCCCCACCCCCCACGUGGAGCAGCGGGCUCCACCCGGCGCCCCCCGGGACUUCGGCCGUCUCCUCCGGCCGCUCGUCUUCACCGUGGGGUUUACAGGCUGCGCCUUUGGCUCGGCGGCCAUCUGGCAGUACGAGUCCCUCAAGUCUCGUGUCCAGAGCUACUUCGACGAGAUCAGAGCUGAUUGGCUGGAGAAGCUGCGGCCUCAGAAACGAGGAGACUUCCGCAAAGAGCUGAACCAGUGGUGGAACGGCCUGAGUGAGGGUCAGAAGACGGUCACAGGGAUCAUUGCUGCGAACGCCGUCGUGUUCUGCUGCUGGAGAGUCCCGUCACUGCAGCGAUCCAUGAUCAAAUACUUCACCUCUAACCCGGCCUCCAAGACGCUGUGCUCUCCGAUGCUCCUCUCCACCUUCAGCCACUUCUCUUUCUUCCACCUGGCGGCCAACAUGUACGUCCUCUGGAGCUUCUCCUCCAGCGCCGUCUCCAUGUUGGGCCGGGAGCAGUUCGUGGCCGUCUACCUGUCUGCAGGUGUUGUUUCGACGUUCUUCAGUUAUGCGUGUAAAACGGUGACCGGGAGGUUCGGACCGUCUCUGGGAGCCUCAGGAGCCAUCAUGACCGUCCUCGCUGCCGUCUGCACCAAAAUGCCUGAAGCGAGACUCGCCAUCAUCUUCCUCCCCAUGUUCACGUUCACCGCCGCCAACGCGCUGAAGGCCAUCGUCGCCAUGGAUACGGCCGGCGUGGUGCUGGGAUGGAGGUUCUUCGACCACGCGGCUCAUUUAGGCGGCGCGUUGUUCGGGAUCUGGUACAUCAUGUUCGGUCACGAGUUGAUCUGGAAGAACCGAGAACCUUUCGUCAAACUCUGGCACGACCUGAGAACCGGAGGGGGGGGGGGAGGUCCGGGCGGGGGGGGGGACACAGGCGGCGCCGUGUAG